AUGGAUGAUUCUAUGAUUAAGGAAGGUUUGGUAUUGGUUCACGGGAAGGGAACGGAUAACAAACCCCUUUUCUAUAACCAUUCGCAAGUUUUUAAUAGAGACCUAUCACUGAUAGUUCUGAAGAGUUUUAUAAUCCAGGAGAAGAGAAAAACAGGUUGGUUGUCAGUCGAUUAUAAAUUCGUAGAAUCUAACCCGAAACUGGGAAAAUUUGUCGGAGUAAACAUUCUGGAGACGCUAGCAGCAACAGGAAUAAGAGGAAUCAGGUACCUGAAGGAGCUCGGAGACCUGGUGAACCUGGUGACCUUCAACGACCUAGAUAGAAACUCGGCGGAGAUGAUCGUGAAGAACGCAAGCCUGAACGAAGUGAAGAGAAGCAAGUUCAGAGUCACGUGCUGCGACGCAAACCUGCUGUCCUCGAUCUUCACGCCCCCGCCAGACGUGGCGAAGUACUUCCAAAUGGCAGGAAACAUCUUUAGAAUACCAGCAGGAACGCUUAACGUGUUCACGGACGUUUUGAAGGAGUUCAAUAAAACAGUGGACGCGUUCUUGAAAAUCGUAUCAGUCACAGACGUGGAACUCAGGGGAGGUAAUAAUGUCGCCGAGGUAAGGAUGGUAAACGGUGAAGAAGUAACCCCGGAAUCGUACAGAAACAUAGUGGACGUGAUCGACCUGGACCCGUACUCGAGCGCCACAGGCUUCAUAGACUCGGCAGUGAGGUCGGUGAAAAGCGGAGGAAUUCUGCUGAUAACCUCGACGGACAUGCCGACGCUGUGCGGAAACAACCCGCUGGUGUCCUUUUAUAAGUACGGAGGAACGAGCUUUAAGUCGCCGUUCUGCCACGAACUGUCGCUGAGGACGCUGCUGUACUCAGUGAUGCUGACAGCAAGCAGGUACAAGAGGACAAUGAAGCCGCUGAUCUCGUGCAGUGUGGAUUUUUACGUGAGAGUGGUGGUACAGGUGAAGUAUUUCCCAGAAGAGUGCAAAAGGGUGGCGUCAAACGCAGGACUGGUCCUGAUGUGCGUGCAGUGUCACUCGUACAGGAUAGUUAACCUAUGCGAAGACUUUAACGGAGAUGAAAGUGAAAAAAAUAAGGCCCACAACCAAAGGAAAAGGAAGCACAAGAGGCCAAUGACUACGUCUAACUUCGCAAAGGUGUGUGAAGAAUGUGGAGGAAGAAUGAAAGUGGGAGGUCCAAUAUACAUAGGGCCACUCCACGAUAAGCAAUUCGUGGAAAACUGUAUUAAGUUAAACGGAAAAAUAUUUAAAACAAACGAUAAAAGGAGACGAAGUCCAGGAUGUAAAAAAGAAGAAGCUGGAGAGUCGGAAGAAGUCAACGACGAAAAUGCAGUAAAAGAAGAAAGUACAACUAAUGUAGAAAAUUCAAUUAACAGGAAUGUAGUAAAUGACAAAGGCAUUAACGAGGAAGGUGUGGGCGAGGUGGAAGAGCGUGACAAUCCACACCUUACAGGAGUGACGAUGGCAAAGAGAAUCAGAGGGUUGCUGCUAUCAAUUAAGGAGGAGCUGGACGUUCCGAUGUUCUACUCAGUGUCGGACCUGUGUCAGAUAUGGAACCUGUCAACAAUAAGUCCAAUAGUAUUCAGGAAGGUGUUGGAGAACAUGGGAUACAAGGCGUCUAACUUCCACAGAGACCCGAACUCAAUAAAGACAGACGCACCUAACCACGUGGUCAUGGACAUAAUAAGAACACACGCAAAAAACUCACAAAAGGUGCCAAAACAUGAAUUCUUUAACAGAGAGAUAGACACACUUGGAAUAGACCUAGACUUAAAGAUAAACAGAGUUAAAAAAGUGCCAAGAUGGAUUCCAAAUCCAACGAGCCACUGGGGACCGAAGAAGAAACAUAGAACAUGUUCCUCCUCAAUUAAGUCUUAA
This is a messenger RNA of Theileria orientalis strain Shintoku, 1893 nucleotides long. Its product is annotated as N2,N2-dimethylguanosine tRNA methyltransferase. Gene Ontology annotation, biological process: tRNA N2-guanine methylation. The transcript is spliced from 6 exons. Lineage: Eukaryota; Apicomplexa; Aconoidasida; Piroplasmida; Theileriidae. Bases 1 to 1893 code for a protein of 630 amino acids. The record is from RefSeq and is a predicted model, not a curated record. Gene Ontology annotation, cellular component: nucleus. Gene Ontology annotation, molecular function: RNA binding.